AAAAUCUUCAUUAAUAAUCUAUGCUUCUUUGAUGAGAAAAUAAUGGAAGGCUUUCUGGGGUUUGUUAUAUGCUUAAUCUUGUUCUCCUUUAUAAGUGGAGCUGCUGCACUAGAUACUAUUGUUCCAGAUAAAUCAAUGAAAAAUGGUGAAACUCUAGUUUCACCAAAGGGAAGCUUUGAGCUUGGAUUCUUCAGAAGUUCCAAGGGCCAGUACUUGGGGAUAUGGUACAAGAAACCGAGAACUCGGACAGUUGUGUGGGUCGCUAAUAGAGAAAAUCCACUUUCUGAUGGUGAAGGGCUUCUGGUGCUGGACUCAGAGGGAAUUCUUGCUCUUCUUAAUAGCACGAAGGGUGUCAUUUGGUCAUCCAAUACAUCAAGAAGUGCAGAAACUCCAGUUGCUCGGCUCUUGGAGUCAGGCAAUCUUGUAGUGCAAGAAGAAAAAAUUUACAACGAAGAGGACUAUCUGUGGCAGAGUUUUGAUUAUCCAUCUGAUUCAUUACUACCGGGAAUGAAGGUUGGAAAAAACUUAAAAACCGGGUUUGAUUGGUUUUUAUCAUCCUGGAGAAGUACGGAUGACCCAGCUCCAGGGCGUCCAGCUAAGCCAAAUUCUAUAAUUUCAUCUCAAUAUGUGUUGAAUGAUGUAGAGGUAUAUUACACAUAUGAGCUUGCAGCUAGCUCAGUCGAAACAAGGACGGUGUUGAAUUCAUCUGGCGUAGUCGAGCUCUUUGUAUGGAGAAAUGGAAAUCAUGAUUCGGAGCUUCGGAUGCCGGUUGCACUUGAUACCUGCGACAAAUAUGCAUAUUGUGGAAAAUUUACGAAGUGCAAUAUCACUAACUCUCCUGUAUGUUCAUGCCUGGAAGGAUAUUCUCCCCAAUUUCCAAUAGAUUGGAGUUCAGGAAAUUGGUCUCGCGGGUGUGUUAGAGAUGCACCCUGGGAUUGUGAAAAAGAUGUGUUUCUCAAGCAUACAGGGUUGAAAUGGCCAGAUACGUCCAAUUCCACGGUAAACAUGACAAUGAAUCUCAAGGAAUGUAAGCAAAUGUGUUUGACAAAAUGCUCCUGCACAGCAUAUACAGAUGCUGAUGUCAGAGAUGGAGGAACUGGCUGCCUGUUAUGGUUCGGUGACUUGAUUGAUAUACGAGAUCUCACACCUGGAGGACAAGACCUCUAUGUACGGCUAGCACCUUCAGAUAUGGCUCAUCUUGACAAGAGAAAGAGAUCGAGGGAGAUGAAGAAAGCCACAUUCAUGGUGAGCUCUGUCAUCCUUGGGAUGUUAAUCCUAAUACUAGGGUUGGUUUUCUGUAUAAGGAAGGAAAAACGCAGAAAAGAAGGACUGAAAAAAAGGCAUUUCAGAAAGGAUUACAUGAAUGAUGGAGAAGAGGAAUUGAUGUUGUUGCCGAUGUUUGAUUUUGAAACUAUAGCUAGUGCAACAAAUAACUUUUCAAGCAAUAACAAGCUGGGACAGGGUGGCUUUGGUCCUGUGUACAAGGGUACAUUGUUAGAAAAGGAGCAAGACAUAGCAGUGAAGAGACUAUCAAGGAGUUCAGGACAAGGACAUCAAGAGUUCAAGAAUGAAGUUAUCUUGAUUGCAAAGCUUCAGCAUCGAAAUCUUGUAAAGCUUCUUGGUUGCUGCAUUGAAGGGGAUGAAAAAAUGUUAAUCUACGAGUACUUGCCAAAUAAAAGUUUAGACUACUUUAUUUUCGGUUAGAUUUCUCUUAUCCCUAACCUCUAAUCAUCCUUUUUUAAGCUCUCCUGUAAGUAUUCAAUUGUUUAUUGUACUAACAUAGGAAAUAUGGGUCAGAUAAAGAAAGAAGCAAGCUAUUAGACUGGAACAAACGUGUGAACAUUAU
Molecule: messenger RNA, 1846 nt
Organism: Rubroshorea leprosula
Lineage: Eukaryota; Viridiplantae; Streptophyta; Magnoliopsida; Malvales; Dipterocarpaceae
Source: the annotation of a GenBank genome assembly